GCAGUGGUUUCCUGUCGCUGCUUGGUAACAAUGGGGAAGAUAAUGGCUGCCUGAGCAACGUCUCCGAGCAGGCGCUGGGCUAGAGGCGGGUUCUCCAUUAGCGACUCAUUGGAGGCGGGUUUGAGAGCGACGACAGGGGAGGCUAGCAGGAGCCUCCGCUGCGGCGGCCGAACCAACCGAGUCGGCUCCUCACACUAAAAUCAAAGCAGAGUGAAGAAAACUAAAGUCCAGUUUAUUCUAUUACAGUACUAUGUCAUAACAGUCAGAUCUUUUCACUUGCUUAUCAAGAUGGAAGGCUCAGAUUCUAGUGAUAAAGGAAGUAGUGGUGAUCAGUCUGCAGCACAACGCAGAAGUCAGAUGGACCGAUUAGACCGAGAAGAAGCUUUCUAUCAAUUUGUAAAUAACCUGAGUGAAGAAGAUUAUAGGCUUAUGAGAGAUAACAAUUUGCUAGGCACUCCAGGUGAAAGUACUGAGGAAGAGUUGCUGAGAAGACUACAACAAAUAAAAGAGGGUCCUCCACCACAAAACUCAGAUGAGAAUAGAGGUGGAGACUCUUCAGAUGAUGUGUCUAAUGGUGACUCUAUAAUAGACUGGCUUAAUUCUGUCAGACAGACUGGAAAUACGACAAGAAGUGGACAAAGAGGAAACCAGUCUUGGAGAGCAGUGAGUCGGACUAAUCCAAACAGUGGAGAUUUCAGAUUCAGUUUAGAGAUAAAUGUCAAUCGUAAUAAUGGGAGCCAGAAUCCAGAGAAUGAUAAUGAGCCAUCAGUGAGACGUGCUAGUGGAGAAAAUAUGGACAACAGCCAAAGGCAAGUAGAAAAUCCACAGUCUGACUGGACAUCUGCAAGGUUAUCUAGAUCAGAACGAAAUUCAGCUGAAGCAGUGACAGAAGUACCGUCUACCAGAGGUCAGAGAAGGGCAAGAAGCAGGAGCCCUGAUCAUCGGAGAACUAGAGCAAGAGCUGAAAGAAGUAGGUCACCUUUGCAUCCAAUGAGUGAAAUUCCACGACGAUCUCAUCAUAAUAUCUCAUCUCAGACUUUUGAGCAUCCUUUGGUAAAUGAGACUGAGGGAAGUUCUAGAACCCGACAUCAUGUAACACUGAGACAGCAAAUAAGUGGACCUGACUUGCUAAGUAGAGGUAUUUUUGCAGCUUCUGGAACAAGAAGUACCUCUCAAGGUGCAGGCUCUUCAGAUACAACUAGCAGUGGUGAAUCUACAGGAUCUGGACAGAGACCUCCAACCAUAGUCCUUGAUCUUCAAGUAAGAAGAGUUCGUCCUGGAGAAUAUAGACAGAGAGAUAGCAUAGCUAGCCGAACUCGGUCAAGGUCUCAAACUCCUAACAACACUGUCACUUACGAAAGUGAACGAGGAGGUUUUAGACGUACAUUUUCACGUUCAGAGCGGGCAGGUGUGAGAACCUAUGUCAGUACCAUCAGAAUACCUAUUCGUAGAAUCUUAAAUACUGGUUUAAGCGAGACUACAUCUGUUGCAAUUCAAACUAUGUUAAGACAAAUAAUGACAGGUUUUGGUGAGUUAAGCUACUUUAUGUACAGUGAUAGUGAUUCAGAACCUAGUGGCUCAGUCUCCAGUCGAAAUAUGGAAAGAGUAGAGUCACGAAGUGGAAGAGGGAGUACUGGUGGUAGUAGCAGUUCUGGUUCCAGUUCGAGUUCCAGUCCUAGUUCCAGUUCCAGUGGAGAAAGUUCAGAGACUAGUUCAGAGGUAUUUGAUGGCAGUAAUGAAGGAAACUCACCAGGCUCAUCAGGUGCCAGGCGAGAGGGUCGACACAGAGCCCCAGUAACAUUUGAUGAAAGUGGCUCUUUGCCUUUCCUUAGUCUGGCUCAGUUUUUCCUCUUAAAUGAGGAUGAUGAUGACCAACCUAGAGGACUCACCAAAGAACAGAUUGACAACUUGGCAAUGAGAAGUUUUGGUGAAAACGAUGCAUUAAAAACAUGUAGUGUUUGCAUUACAGAAUACACAGAAGGCAACAAACUUCGUAAACUACCUUGCUCCCAUGAGUACCAUGUUCACUGCAUCGAUCGCUGGUUAUCUGAGAAUUCUACAUGUCCUAUUUGCCGCAGAGCAGUCUUAGCUUCUGGUAACAGAGAAAGCAUUGUGUAAUCAAGGUGUGAACUCUCAGCUGUGUAGCUGGUACAGUGAUGGGCAAACAGGAAUCACUUGCUUUAUGUCCACUUUUUGAGUGGUGCUUAAAUGUAAAGUAGCAACCUGAAUUGAGUCAUUGCUUUCUGAAUGAAUCAUUGUCCUUUCUUUAAUUUCUGUUCCAGAAUAAAAGGAAAUAUUUUGUCAAAUGUUCUAGGGCACAAAAAAGUUGAUUUCACUACCAGUCAUUGCUACUACUGCUGAUUUACCACAUUUGCUUGUCAGUUUAUGCUUUAUUUUAAAAGAUCUGCCUUAGCAAUGACUCCUAUCUGUUUCAUGUUAAUCUUUAAAGUUUCCCAUGCCAUAGGAGAACAGGGGUGAAGGAAAUUUACAGUUUAGAUUGACAGUACAUAUUUCAUAAGUGAUUGCUUAAAUCUGUACCGUUCCCAUUAGUUGGCAGAAAAUCAGCUACACUCUGAAUAUCAUUUCACCUUGCAGACGAGGUGACUUAAGACAUAUCGGUGUAAAUAACACUAAAGUUAGGAUCCUCUUAAGUGUAUACUGUCUCCUAAGCCCAUCACUGUGGCACACUGUAGAGUGAGCUUAUAGUUUGAGAUAUUUAUCUUGUGGGGAUAUUAAAAAAAAAAAGCCUAUGCUUGUGUAAGUGAAAAAAUCACAUUCAUUUGUUUAAAAAUGUAAAGCUAUUUUGUAGAGGCUCAGUACUUUUCCAAUGCACCGUUAUAUUAAUGCAUUAAAAAAUUAUAAACUACCAUGCUUAGAAAUGAGAAAACUGCUUUUUGUGAGCCAGCAUAGCAAAGUACCAAACGAAGUACAGCAGAAAUCUGUUCAAGAGCAGAACAUAUCUAUGAUAUACAAUGUAUGUGAACAGCUACUAUAACAUGCAAAGAAAAGGACAGUGCAGAAUUGAAAUGCAUUGUGUUUUGACUUGAAUUUAGGCAGGAAAUGAAAGAUAGAAGGAAUAAGAAAAGAAAAGCUAUAGAACUUCACAUUUUCAUGAGGUUCAUUACUCAAUCAUACAGGUGAAAUUAUUUCAUUCAGUAAGAUCUUUGAUAAUGUAUUUUACUUGAGCAGAUGAAAUUGAUCAGUUAAUGUUAGCAGAGCUUUGGUUUAACUACCACCAGGCACAAGUUGAAGUUUCUUUUUUUUUAAUAAGUCUGUUACUUAAAAAAAAAAAAGAUGGAAGAGACUAUAAACCAUUUUUAGCAUAAGAACUGAAGUUGGUACAGAUGUGUAUGUAUAUCAAUAGGAAAAUCUCGAAUUUAUACAUUGUUUUCGAGAUUUUAAGGUACCAGUGCACUUUUUGCUAUUUUAUUACUCUCUCUGACACAGAUCUGCCAUCUCACAAUUAAAGAUCAAUUGAAGAAUUUAGGAAUUUUUAUACCUUUGAAAAGUGAGUUGUCUUGAGUUACUUGAAAUUUCAAUUUUCAUUGUGCAUCCCAUAUUAAAUAUGAGAUUACUUGCUCCUGGUUUACGGGACAUGCACUUACGUUGUCUCCUUAGUAAUAAGAAUAGAUUUGUGAAGAACCCCAUACUGUUGUCAAACUUCUUUCUUGGUUGGGGUUAUGAUUUGUCUAACUGAGGACUCGGGAUUUUUUUUUUCCAUUGUUGGGAUGGUUAAUGGACUCAGAAAUGAACAUAUCUUUGGCCUUUAACAAAGCAAGCUAACUAUCUGGAUAUAGUCAGAUGCUCUGCAAAAUGGGCAGGUUUACUUUAGGAAUCUGGCUGCCUUUGGCUGUUACCAACUUUUAACAGUAAGGAUUUUUUUCAAAGCUCAUUCUUUCAUGUUUUCCCCUGACUUUUCAGUCCUACCUGUCAAGGAAAUUAAUUUGUAUAUAUGGUAGUUUUUUUAUCAAGGAUAUGCACUGCUCUUGCAAGGAAAUAAUAUCCAAACAAAGCUUCACUUAUUUUUUUUAAUAUAAGCAGAUUUCACUGUUUAUGGCGCUUAAAUAAUACAUUUUAUCUUUUUAAAAAUUGUCCAUGUAAAGGUCAAGAAUACAUUAUAUGUGUGGGCCUCCUUUUCUCUUUCCCUAAAGGGUGUAAUCUAUAGUUUCAGAUCUGCAGGUUAUUCCUGAUUGGCUAAAAACAAAUCCACAUUUCUCCUGGCAUAAAAUAUUCUAUUAUAGGGGUGUUCAUUUAAAAUAGUUUAGUAACAACUGUAGUACAUUCUAAGUAUAACAGAAAAUUGUUGACCACAGAUACCUCCCUAACCUCCCGAGAUGUAUUAUUCAUUUGUGAAGUAUUAAUGUAACAGGUAACUCAAACAGCAAAAUGCUGGUUAUGAAUGUAGAUACUGAAGCUCUUCAUGAACACUGGAAAUUAAAAAAAAAAAAAGUUUUUAGCCUUCAGUAGAAUGCACCUAUUGAACAUGUGCAUGUGGACACCUUUUUCAGUAGCACUCACUGAUUUCCAUUGGAUUGUGUAGGAUGGAUAUAAAUAGGAAUUUGGUACUUUUUAUUUUACAAGGUUCGUGAUUAAUAUAUACUUAUUAUGAACAUUGGAGACAAGGUCAUGUGUAAGAUGUACAAGGGAGAACAAAAACCUUUUUUUUUUUUUCCCAUCACUAUUCAAACACAUUGUUCUGAGGGAGCAUUUUCUUGCAGAAAGACUUCACAUUUCAUUUUGUACCUUUGCACUUUUUCUUUAUUAUAGAAAAGUUCUGUCUUGAAGAACUAGUUUGAACUUUAUUGAACUUCAUGUAGACAUAGGAACAAGAAGGAACAGUGUUGGGAGAUUCCAUUAUUCAUGGCAUAGGUGAAAAUACUAAGAACCUGAUUUCCUUGAAUAUUUCAGAUAUUGUUAAAAAUUCACUUGGCUAAUCUGAAAUAUUGAAGGUGUUUUGUUACUUAACUUCAGUGCUGACAAGUUUGACAUUUGUUAAUACUAAAACCAAAAUUGAGCAAGUUAGGUUUAAAGUUGGUGGAUUUUAUCUGUAGCAACACUAGAAAAUGAGCUGUGUUAAUUUUUUUUAAGCAUAUUAGUUAUACCUCAGUGGUGUUAAUGCAGGUGGGACUUGAGAAGCCUUCACAUUAAUUUUUUGAGUGUAGGUAAUAAUUGUACGGUUAACAAGAAAUGUUUAGCACCAGUUGUGUGUGUGUAUCUACAUAAACACACACAUAUAAAUACAUCUCUAAAAACAUGAUUGUUGGGAUUCAUCCAGAAUUUAAGAUUAGGAAUCUGGUUAGCAAUGAGUGUUACCUCUAGUAAUUUUUCCCUCUGGGAAAACGUCCUUUCUGUGCCAAGCGUUCACUCCUGGUGUCAUUGUUUUAAAAUUUUUGUUUAAGAACAGUCAUUAAUUUAAUAAGCUUUUUGUUUAAUCACCUGCUUCCCAAAUGCCUACAACAUGAAACUAAUAGGUCAAGCAUCAGCCAUGUGAUAAGGAGAUAAAUGUUCCCUGAAUAUCCAUGUGAUAAAGGAGAUAAAUGUUUCAAGAUGCCUCUUAAAGGAUCAUUUUUACAAAGAUGGAGAAUAUUUUCACAUACACCCUCCUUUGUUCUAAAGUGAAUAUUUGUAACCUGCCUUUUUGAUCUUUUAAAAGAUUUACCUUACUGGCUUGACAAGUGUUACUAAGAUUAUGUAGAUAGAAGCCACAUUUCCAGGGCACUUUUAUUCUUAUAAAACUAUACUGAUACUGACUGCUACUUUUAAAAUAUUCUUACUGUAGUAGUGCGAGAGGUUGAUAAGGCACAUGUUAAAGUGUCAGACAUUUUUUUUCCUUUAGUAUAAUCUUCAGUAUGUUUAAUGCUCAACAACAGUGUUGUAAUUCACUGAGUUUACUAGUAUUUUAUGCGCAUUUGAAAACCCUUGGAAAACAAAUUGACAUGACAUGGUUUUAUUUGGAAGACUGAAGUACAAAACCUGAGGAACUAGUAUUUUACUUUAAAAAUUCAUAAAUAUAGCUGCGAGGUAAUUACCUGCCUUAAAAUAUAAUUCUAAAGUUGAGUUCUUAACUGGAAUGCUUCUAAAAUAUUUGUUAUCCCAAGAAGAGAACAGUCUUGAUUUAGGUGAUUCUGUUUUAUAUUGAAAAUACAACAUAUCAAUAGAGUUGUCACUUGAGGUGUUGGGACACCUAAGGGGUAAUGGUCUUUGCUUCAUGAAUAUUUUCAUAACUAGAUAUGUGUGUUAAUUACAGAUUUGAAAGGAGUAGACACCCUCCAAUCUUAAUUACAAUUUUUUUAGUUGAACUAAAGACCCACAAGGUACUUUCUGAAUCACUUAUAUUGGAAAGUAUCUUAACACAUGAAUCCCCACCAUACCACUGUGCCUACUUAUAAGUCUCUAUCGGUUCCUCAUCUUGCAAAUUGUGCCAUGACCAAUGUGUGGUUGAACUAGCACCCAACCUUAACUCUGUUCAGUGCCCCUUGCUAACAUUAUUUUAAUUGAUUGUACAUGUUUUAACUGUCCAGUGUUUGGUUUUUACCUUUUGAUAGCUCCAUUUGUCCCUGGUGCUGCUUUUAAAAGAUGUAUGGCCAUGUGAUCAGGUAUCAAGUUGAAUAGGUACGCAAUUGGCCUGCUUAUAUAUUUGUGCCUGUUUAUCUUCUCCCACGAAAAGCUGCUUUGGUAUAUAAAGAACUGGGUGGCAAUCUUGUGAAGUUGUCCAGAACCUGAAAGGUUUUGUAGGGGGAAUAAUAAAGGCUGUCUUUAUGUUUUCGAACAUGAAGCACAUAAAUGUGUGUUCUGUAAAGACUAAAGUGAUUGUUACACCAGGGCUUCCUGACCUCUGGGAGAGACUUUGGUAAUUAGCAGAAAGGAGCACAAAGUGAAGUGAAUUUGGUUGGCUUCUCGUUUUCUUUGAAUUUAAACUGAAUAUAACACCCUUCUCUAAUCCAGCAGACUCGUCGUGGUUGGGAAGCCCUGUAUUUGAGAAUGUACCCAGGUUGUUUUUUGUUUUGUUUGUUUUUUGUUUUGUUUUCCUUUUGUUCAGUGCUUUACACCUGCUAAAAAUUAACUUGUUUAACGCAAAACAGUACCUUAAGAGGUCAAUCAUAUUAAAGCUGAUUUGAUUAAUAGUUAUCUUUUAGAAAGAAGCUUUUUCCCCCUAUGUAAAAUGUCAUACUGCAGAUUUAAAAUACAGACUCAAUAAAAUGCAUGAAGUGAUCA
Molecule: messenger RNA, 7215 nt
Organism: Erinaceus europaeus (western European hedgehog)
Lineage: Eukaryota; Metazoa; Chordata; Mammalia; Eulipotyphla; Erinaceidae
Gene: RLIM
Product: ring finger protein, LIM domain interacting
Exons: 5
Coding region: 289-2118 (609 amino acids)
Biological process (GO): ubiquitin-dependent protein catabolic process; protein ubiquitination; random inactivation of X chromosome
Cellular component (GO): cytoplasm; nucleoplasm
Molecular function (GO): ubiquitin protein ligase activity
Source: RefSeq, a predicted model, not a curated record